AUUUCUAUAGCAGAUCAGCUCUGUUGACAACUUUGAUUGAAAAGACAAAGUCAUAAAAUAAGAAACUUGUUUAGAUUGUGUCAAAAAUAUAUAUUCAGCACUGUUACAACCAAAAGCAUCUGAUUUAUAUUGAAUGGGAUAAUGGUUGCCCCAUGUGAUGGAUAGUGAAUGCUGAGCGAUAAAGAAAUCACAACAGAUAUAUUUAUUUAGGUAAUUGAUGGAUAGAUCACAGGACCUGGGCACAGUGGGAUAAUUGACAAUCAUGGCGGAGGACCAGGUAGAUGGACUGGGGAUGUCCCGGCCCAGGGACGCCAACUAUGGGCUGGACGUGAUGGAUCUCCGCAAGAUCAUGGAGCACCACAAGCACGAAGGCUACGAGUAUGUGCAGGAGAAAUAUGGCGGAGUGUUGGAGCUAUGUAAACAACUAUACACCUCACCCAAUGAAGGUAUUUCUGGAUCACCAGUAGACCUUGAGGAUCGGCGGAAGACUUUUGGGUCCAAUGUGAUUCCUCCCAAACCCCCCAAAACCUUCCUCCAACUGGUGUGGGAAGCCAUUCAAGAUGUCACCCUUAUAGUUCUUAUAGUAGCUGCUCUUAUCUCUCUAGGAUUAUCAUUUUACCCCAGAUCGGAGCAGGAAGGUGGUGAUUCCUCGGAAUCAGAGGCCGGUUGGAUCGAGGGUGUGGCCAUUCUAGGAGCUGUUGUAGUGGUGGUCUUAGUGACAGCUUUUAACGAUUAUCAAAAAGAAAAACAAUUCCGUGGACUACAGAGUAAAAUAGAGCACGAACAUCAAUUUUCUGUCAUCCGAGGGGGACAGGACAAAAAUAUUCCAGUAGGAGAAAUAGUUGUGGGAGAUAUAGCUCAAGUUAAAUAUGGUGAUUUGUUACCAGCUGAUGGAUUAUUAAUUCAGAGUAACGAUUUGAAGGUCGAUGAGAGUUCAUUAACGGGAGAGUCCGACCAUGUAAAGAAAGGGGUUAAAACGGACCCCAUGAUGUUCUCAGGUACUCAUGUGAUGGAAGGAAGUGGAAAGAUGUUGGUGACAGCGGUUGGCGUCAACUCACAGACAGGAAUCAUUUUUGCCCUUCUUGGUGCCUCAAGUGAAGAAGGAGAGAAGGACAAAAAGAAGGAGAAAAAAGACAAAAACAGGUUAAAAGGCGAGGAAGGAAACGGAGGCACACGUACGAAUACGGCCGGCCAGAACACUCCAUUGCUUUCUAGUGAUGCUGAAACGAAAGUGGAUAUUGAUUCGAUUAAUCCUGUUAUUACGGGUAACAACUCCCACAAUAAUGCAACAAAUGCAAACAGUAAGACAGGCAAUCAGGGAGAUGAGGAGGGGAAAGACCAGAAAGCCAAAAUCGAGACCGCCCGCAAAGAAAAGUCCGUCUUACAGGGGAAAUUGACCAAGCUCGCCAUUCAGAUUGGAUAUGGAGGAACGGCAGUAGCUGUAUUGGUGGUGCUGAUUCUGAUUGUGAAGUUCUGUGUGAUAGAGUUUGGAAUUGAAGGCAAGAGUUGGGGGGCUGAUGAUACCGCUAUCUAUAUAGAGACAUUCGUCUUCUACUUCAUCAUAGGAGUGACUGUGCUAGUGGUAGCUGUCCCAGAGGGCCUGCCGCUGGCCGUCACCUUGGCUCUCGCCUACUCUGUCAGGAAAAUGAUGGACGACAACAACUUGGUGCGACAUUUAGACGCUUGUGAGACAAUGGGUAAUGCCACUGCCAUCUGCUCGGACAAGACAGGAACUCUGACCACAAACAGAAUGACUGUUGUCCAGUCUUACAUUGGAGGAGCCCACUAUAAGAGUACCCCCAACUUCAGUGCCCUGGCCCCAACUCUACAGGAUCUUAUUGUUAGGAGUAUAGCUAUUAACAGUGGUUACACCUCAAGGGUCAUUCCUGACAAAGAUGGAGGACUCCCACAACAGCUUGGUAACAAGACAGAGUGUGCCCUGCUGGGAUUUAUCCUUGACCUUGGUCAGCAAUACUAUCCAAUCAGAGAUGAGGUUCCAGAAGAAGCCCUCUUUAAAGUCUACACAUUCAACUCUGUCCGCAAGUCCAUGAGCACAGUCAUCAACAUGAAGUUUGGGUACAGGCUGUUCACCAAAGGGGCAUCUGAAAUUGUCUUGAAAAAAUGUAAUUACAUUUUGGAUUGCGAUGGUAAGCCAAAGCCCUUCACAAUGGAAGACCAGGAGAAGAUUGUAAAGAAUGUGAUUGAACCCAUGGCUGGAGACGGACUCAGGACAAUCUGUGUCGCCUACAAAGAUUACCACACUGAUUCAAGUACCAAAACUGAGGAAAAUGAGGUGAUUUUGAAGCCAGACCAUGAUUGGGAAGAUGAGGAUUCCGUCGUACGAAAUCUGACCUGUAUUCUGGUUGUCGGUAUCCAGGACCCCGUCCGAGAUGAGGUCCCUGCAAGCAUAAAACAAUGUCAGAGUGCUGGAAUAACAGUAAGGAUGGUCACAGGAGACAACGUUAACACAGCACGAUCCAUUGCCACCAAGUGUGGUAUUCUGACUCCACAUGACCAUUUUCUUGUUCUAGAUGGAAAGGAGUUCAACAAACGUAUCAGAGAUGCUAAUGGAGAGGUUAGCCAGGAACUUCUAGAUAAAGUUUGGCCAGACCUGAGAGUUUUGGCCAGGUCAUCGCCCCAAGACAAGUACACUUUAGUAAAAGGCAUUAUAGACAGCAAGAGAUCAAGCAGCCGAGAAGUGGUGGCAGUUACUGGGGAUGGAACCAAUGAUGGCCCAGCCCUCAAGAAAGCUGAUGUUGGAUUUGCUAUGGGUAUCUCAGGAACAGAUGUAGCAAAGGAGGCGUCGGAUAUUAUUCUGACAGAUGACAAUUUUACCAGCAUUGUCAAAGCUGUAAUGUGGGGCAGAAAUGUCUACGACAGCAUCGCUAAAUUUUUACAAUUCCAGCUCACUGUCAAUUGUGUUGCUGUGAUGGUGGCUUUCUUUGGAGCAUGUAUUAUCAAUGACAGUCCAUUGAAAGCUAUCCAGAUGUUAUGGGUUAAUCUGAUUAUGGACACCCUAGCAUCUCUAGCUUUGGCCACUGAGCUGCCCAGCCCAGAACUUCUAAAGAGAAAACCUUACGGCAGAACCAAAGCUCUUAUCUCCCGAACCAUGACAAAAAAUAUUUUGGGACAUUCUAUUUAUCAGCUUAUUGUUGUAUUUGUUCUGUUAUUUGCAGGAAAUAAUUUGUUUGAAAUUGAUGAUGGAAAAUAUGCGAAAAUCCAUGCCCCUCCAUCACAGCACUUCACUAUUAUAUUUAAUACAUUUGUUAUGAUGACAUUAUUUAAUGAAAUUAAUGCUCGAAAAAUUCAUGGGCAGCGUAAUAUUUUUGAAGGAUUAAGAAGAAAUCCUGUAUUUAUAGGAAUAUGGAUUGGUACAUUUGUAGCACAGAUAAUCUUAGUACAGUUUGGUGGCACUGUAUUUUCUACAAAGGCACUAACAUUAGACCAGUGGUUCUGGUGUGUGUUUUUAGGAGUAAGCACAUUAUUAUGGGGACAGAUAAUUACAACUAUUCCAACAUCUGUCAUACCAAAGAACAUCUGCAAGAAGGGUAAGAAAUCCCUGGAGGUGGAAGAUGAAGAAGAGGAGGAGGUAGAAGAGGUGGACGGAAUGCCGGGACGCCGCGGACAGAUCUUGUGGAUCCGAGGCCUGGCUCGUCUGCAGACUCAGAUCCGUGUUGUAAAUGCUUUCCAAAUGGACUUUGACACUUCCCAACUAGACAGCUACGAUAAGAGGAGUCGACCUUCAGUAAUUAGUCUUCAAUCAUUACAAUCAGCACAACACAGGUCGGCCAUCUCUAAAAAACCCAAUCUGGCAAGUUCGCCGGAAAUAGACGAGGGAAACAAUCGAUCCCCUCUAUUUGGAAGACAAGACAGUAUCCCCUAUGCUGAUGAAUAAGCUCAUAGAAAAUACUAUGAAUUUAGGUUUUAUGUAAUUUACUCUUUUGGAAUAUUCCAUAGACUCGAGUCAUUCUUAAAAAAAAAUCACACGUUUCUAUAUUUUAUAUAACCCAUUUGUUCAUGCAGACCAACAUUCGCAACUUGCUCUCACAUACACAUGUAUAUUACUCUUCUGAUGUUUUUCUCAAUUAUAAUUAUAUUUCUUUAAAAAGUUAUGCUAAACGGAAUAUAUUUUGUCACGGACUUGCAGGAGUAAAAGCUAAAAUGAUAAAAAAACAACAACAUUUGUUCCAAUUGUUAACAAUUUAUUAAGAUGAUUGCUCAUUUACAUGUAAAGAAAAAAAAAGCAGUGAGAUGUUUUGCAUGAGAAUUGGAUGCUCUGAGACAUAUUCAUCUCAUUUGAACGUGUAUGCAUAAUGACAUUGCGAUAUAAUAGCAUGCUAUAACAUAUGGAACAUAUAUUAAGUUGCUUAUACUGAAAUCAGUAUAUCUCCCUGUGUCGGUUUAUAUUCAGGAAACAGCAACAAUAAAUGGGUCAAGCCAACUCUAAAAUUUUAUUCUUUCCCCUAAUUUUAUGAUGUUUAAUUUAAUUGUUCGAUACUUUAUAUUUAAAAAAAUAGAGGACUAUAACACAGAUAUUAUAAUACAAUAUGAUAUGGAUAAUAUAGUAUUUUACAAGGAUAAGUUUGUGAGGCAGCUACGGUAUGUAGAGUGUUAUGUUUCUGAUAAGAGUACUUGUUGAGUUCCUACACUAUAAUACACCAAGAGUGAUAUUGACGACCUAAUUUCUUCUGAUGAUCUUCCGUAAUCUUGAAUUAUCUCACGUUUGUUGUAGACUUCGUAAAAAGUCCAGACCUUUCAGGAAAGAAGUUCCAGUAUCAACCGGAAGCGGAAGUACGUCAUAACGAGACUAUUAAAAUGUCUGCUUUACAUGGGUUUAACAUUUGGCAUUUCGGCGACUUUUACAGAAGGACAGAAUUUGCGCGCCAUAUUGAUAUAUAUCCCAUAAGCCACUUGUAGCAUAGUGUCAUGUGUGGCAUGUCACCUUGAAGGCAUGAAGGCUCUCUUCACUAACCUAUGUAUAUUGGUGUAUAUGUUACAAUCACCUAACAUUAUUCCUUACCGGCGAAAAGUAAUGGGAUUUGGCUGAUGUGUUUGAUUUUAUAUAUAUAUUCAAUAUCAGACACUGGCAUGCAUGUAAAUUGUCAAUUUAAUCUUGCAGUGAUUUGUUUAGAUAGUCCUCAUUGUGAACACCACAUAUUUAUUGGGUUAUGUUGCAUCUGUUUUAUUUUUUGACACAAAUAUCACGUAUCUUCGUUGUUAUAAGUUAUGCAUAUUGCAUACUAAAUGCUGUUCAUGUUGUCAAGAAAUGAAAAGGUCUUGAUGUAUAAUUUAUGUGCUAUUUAUUCUGUUCUAUUUUCAUGAUCACGAAAAUGUGUUAAAACUGCUAGAAAGAAAAAAAAUUAUUGAAGUGCAAAUUUAGUGGAGGCUUUUUUAUGUUCAUUGCAAAAACGUUGUGACCUCUAUUUCUUCACAAGUUAGAAGGAUAACUUCCUACACUCUAUCGUUGUUGUUCUGUAUUUGUAAAUGUUACCAUGAAAAAAAAAAUCUUCUCCGUUUGUUAACUGAGUUGUUUGAACCCUGCACUUAAAUUAUUUUUGUCUGAAAUCACCAGAAAUACCAAAAACGAAAAAAAAAAAAAUACAACUAGUCAAACACACUGUGAUACACACAUGAAGAAAAAUAGCCUCAAAGUUACUGCAUCUGUACUUAUAUACCGGAAAUGUGUCCAAAGUUAUACCAUUUCAUAGAAUGGUAUGGUAGUAGAUUGUAUAUAUAUAUAUAUACAUGUAUAUAUACUUGUCUAAAUGGAAUGUUAGGAAUUUCACCUUUUCUGUCUGUUGAGGUUUUCAGUCUUGUACAUGUGUAUCAUAUCCUGUUCCAUUAAGUUUGAUUUUGUGUGUAGAUUAAGCAUGUUGCUAACGUGUGUGACGCUGGUUCAUGUUGAAAACGAGGCUGCUGUCCUGCUGCUUUUACAAGAGAAUCCUAACCUGAUCAAUUAAAAUUUUUGAUCCUACCUAGAUUAUUGAACAAUCCGCCUAGACACCUACAUGUUAAGUGAAAUUCAUUUCGAAAAACCACAGUCUACCACAAAUGCAAAUUAACUGAAAUUCAAACACAUGUAAUGCGUUUUAUUUUGAUGACGUUUUAUAGAUCAUUACAGUAAAUCAGGAUUACAGUGGUUGCACUUAAAUAACUAAAAUAAAUUCCUAUGAUGACAACAGAAUUUUAUAGUUCUCUAAACAAGAGUGAAGAUAGAUGAUUUCCCCCCAAAGAAUUGUUAAAAUUUAUCUCUGCUUUUUUUGCGUCACGUCUUCACAAGACGAUAUUAUGUUAACAGGUGACGCCAUAAUGCUUGUUAAAAUGUUUGUAAGAGUGGAAUGCGAUUUGAAGAGUACAUAUAUAAAAGUUUUGUACAAGGUUUUGUGAUGCAAGAAAACAUGGUUUAUAUAAUUUAUUGUGUUUUUAAUCCAAAAAGUGUGUUGUAUUAGAAACAUGUUGAAAUAAAGAAAUAACCUUUAUACAAAACUAAAAUAA
Messenger RNA from Saccostrea echinata, 6495 nucleotides. RefSeq names its product plasma membrane calcium-transporting ATPase 2-like. NCBI's taxonomy places the organism in Eukaryota, Metazoa, Mollusca, Bivalvia, Ostreida, Ostreidae. Gene Ontology annotation, cellular component: intracellular membrane-bounded organelle; membrane. The record is from RefSeq and is a predicted model, not a curated record. The transcript is spliced from 25 exons. Gene Ontology annotation, biological process: calcium ion transmembrane transport; regulation of cytosolic calcium ion concentration. Gene Ontology annotation, molecular function: ATP hydrolysis activity; P-type calcium transporter activity; ATP binding. Bases 263 to 3895 code for a protein of 1210 amino acids.